AUGAUCAGUGGCCCAGACUCUUUGUGCAAGAUGGUUGCGCUAGCUUUCUUGGAGUUGGGCAAGCAGGAAGAUGACAUUGCUUGUUUCGACACCGACUUGGACCAUUUCCUCCAUCCAGAAGAAAUGGAGGAUAUUCUCACGAAGCAGCGCACGCAACCUUUGGUCGCGCCGAAAGUGGAGGAGCGACCUCCUGUAGAUGUUCCUCGAGCACGAAUCAAGGCUGGAAAGAGCGCCGCGCAGUCCAUGAUAAUCUCCAUCGAUUCCAUCGCCGCAUCAUCGCCGCGCAUCUCAAGACCGCAGCCUGUGUCAGGUUUGGGUCUCUUCUCCUCACUCUUCUGUGGGUGUAAGACCACUGAUGUCCCCUGGCAGCGAUUUUGCAAGGGGUGCAAUUUGUUUAAACGGGGGAUGGGGUAA
Molecule: messenger RNA, 414 nt
Organism: Cladocopium goreaui
Lineage: Eukaryota; Dinophyceae; Suessiales; Symbiodiniaceae
Source: the annotation of a GenBank genome assembly